AUGAAGUCUGGUUUCACGUGGAGGAGAGGGGUUGAAGAAGACUCAGAGGAACCCAGCGACCUCGAGCAAGACCAAGCCGCGAAGACGAAUCCGAGACCGCCGAAGAAGCAGAGAACAGCCGACGGCCUCUCAGGCAGCGCGACCCAACCAGGUAGUGCCAAGGGAGGGAACGGGGCCGUGGCCGCCUUCUGCCUGAGGUGCGUGAGGCGUAUGAGCAAUGGAACCUUUGGGGAGAAUCCCAGCCUCAAACAGCCGUGUGGUGGCCCGCCGCCAUGCCCGGCGUGCGGGCAGAAAAAGGGUUCGGAUAACGUCAUCGGUGACCAUCCGGACGCGAACUCGACCUUGAUCAGUCUGUUGAGUGACAUGCACGCUGCCCAGGAGGCGUACGUCGAAUCGUUAAAGGCGGCGUGGGAAGACGACAUCACUCUCGACCUCGAAGGCCCCGUCGCGCCAGUCAGCGACAAGGUCUGCGUGGACCUAGGCACGGAGGAGGGACGCGAAGCUGACGCUUGGGUUACCAAGGCCGAGUCCCAGGACCUCCGCGCGAGCGCAUCCAAGGUUUGCCAGCCAAUACUCCCCCAUGCGAGGAGCGCGUAUCAGCUGACCCCAAGCACCAAGGCACGAAAAGCGGCGAUGGAUUUCGCCACCCGGUGGAUGCGCUACCACAAUGCGAGCAGAGAUGUGCGCUCGUCUGCGUCCGUCUUUGCCGAGCUUCAGGGCUCCUACGCAGACUACGUGACGCGAUUCAAGUCGGCCUGUUUGGCCAAUGACCAGUUGCUGCACGACAAGACCAUGCGUGAGGCUGCCAAACACUUCCGCUCUGUCAAGGGGGCUCAGAGGUCGCGCGACGGAUGCCAGGCCCGGCUUGACGAGGCAUCAACGGCGCUGCAGAAACUCAUCCGCCCCGCGUUACCGCAGGGUAGCAUACCUGGACCCUCGUAUGCUUCCGCGUAG
Trichoderma aggressivum f. europaeum is the source of this 954-nucleotide messenger RNA. RefSeq lists its product as uncharacterized. Lineage: Eukaryota; Fungi; Ascomycota; Sordariomycetes; Hypocreales; Hypocreaceae. The transcript is spliced from 4 exons. The record is from RefSeq and is a predicted model, not a curated record. The coding region runs from base 1 to 954 and encodes 317 amino acids.